Molecule: messenger RNA, 867 nt
Organism: Fomitopsis serialis
Lineage: Eukaryota; Fungi; Basidiomycota; Agaricomycetes; Polyporales; Fomitopsidaceae
Exons: 3
Coding region: 1-867 (288 amino acids)
Molecular function (GO): oxidoreductase activity
Source: RefSeq, a predicted model, not a curated record
AUGCCUCGUUUCACUCACUGCCACCGACUACUCCGCACGUCCGCAGUUCAAACACCUCGCGAUGUCCUAACCAGCCUCUAUUACUUCCGUGCGCUCGAUGACCGCGCGCCUUAUCAAUACGUGCACGAUCCUCCUGCAGGCAUCGCAAAGGAGAACCUCGGUGUUCAGGCGUAUCCGGUCAAGAUCGACGAUGCACGAGGCAGGGAGAUUGAGUUUACGUUGGAUAACAGCGGAUUCCAAUUCAUCACGCACGUCAGCGAGGAAAGGCAGUUCGACGAUGAACAGUGUAUCAGGACGACCUAUUAUCGCGAAAUUGUAGAACUGCUGAAACGCGCGACUGCUGCGAAGCGAGUUCACGUAUUCGACCACACGAUCAGGACAAAACAGACAGAGAUCGGACAGAGAAGUCCAAAUCGUGGCCCUGUGGAACGAGUGCACGUCGACCAAACGUUUGACGCUGCACUCCAUCGCGUACGGCACGAGCUACCAGACGAAGCAGAUCGGCUCCUCCAACGGCGAAUACGCAUCGUCAACGUCUGGAGGCCCAUCCACCACCCCGUCGCACACAAGCCACUGGCCGUUUCGGAUUGGCGUUCCGUCGACAAGGAACAUGACCUCGUUCCUGUUCGGCUCAUCUACCCCGACCGCGAGAGUAGCUCGUUCAGCGUGCGGUACAACUGCGCCCACCGCUGGUACUACCUCUCGAAUCAGACUCCUGAUGAGGUCAUCUUGAUCAAGUGCUAUGACUCCGCGGUAGACAGAGCUAGGUUGGCUCCCCAUUCGGCAUUCGUGGACAGUGGUAGCUCGCCGUCGGCCCCGCACAGGCAUUCCAUCGAGGUGAGAUGCCUCGUGUUCGACACGGAGUAG